UUCAGUUAUAGAAAAAGCUUCUUCCUUAUUUUAAAGACAUUUAACAAUACAAAUCACAAGCAACAUCUGCUACAAGUUUUAAACAAAGAUGGACUAUCUAACUCCCGCCCAGAGUGCAUACAGCUGGACCAGUAACUCAAGUCUCAACAAUUCCUGUGGCAUCAACUUCACCAUUGACUCUGUAUUUCUUCCAGUUCUAUAUGGAAUCUUUUUCACUGUGGGCAUCCCAUUGAAUUUGCUGGCUUUGUAUGGACUUUAUCGCUUAGUUAAAUCGGAAAAUGUCCUUCCAGUCUACGUCAUUAACUUGCUUCUCUCAGAUCUCCUUCAGCUCAUUACCUUACCUCUCUGGAUUGACUACUACAGCAGAAAGCACAUUUGGCGAUUUGGUCCCAGCACUUGCCAGGCUGUUGGCCUUAUCUUUUACAUCAGCCUUUAUGCUGGUAUAUUUUUUUUGUGUGUCAUUGCUUUGGAGCGACACCUGGCUAUUGCCUGGCCAUUGAAAUUCCAAGCCCUGCGACGUCUACAGUAUGCUCGCUGGGUUGCCCUGGGAUUGUGGAUGGUAGUGGCAGUGCCUCCCUCUGUUGCAUUUGGAGUCCUUUUCCCUAAAAAUAAAGAGGAUAUCACCUUUUGCAUUGAGAAAUACCCUUCUGAUCAAAAUUUCACUAUCUACCGCCUGAUAACUCUGGUCCUAUCUUUUGUCAUCCCUUUCAGUUUCAUUGGUAUCCUGCAUAGAAAGACUCUGAAAUCCCUUGCUGAGGUGAGUUCACUGGCCUCAGAGGAGAAGUGGAGGAUCCAGGGAUUGCUUAAUCUGGUGAUAAUUAUAUUUGUGCUGGUUUUAGGCCCCUAUCACUUCAUAGGUAGUGUGAAGUAUGUAGUGUUGCUUUUUCACCCUAAUAUAUGUGAAUGGGAGAAGUCAAUAUUUGUAUUCUAUCAACUGGGAAGAGUGUUGCUGAGCCUGAACAGCCUGCUUGACCCCAUAUUGUAUAUCUUCCUACGUAAAGACUUCCAAGAGGUGAUAUGCAUGGCUGUGCCCUGCUUGAGUAGAAAACAGAACGGUUUGGAGCCUAGCAGGACCUCCCCCAGUUUCUCAAAACCUAUAGACAGACUGACAAACUCCACCAUCGACUCAGAGAUGUGAAUACACAUUAGUUUCUCUGUUAUUAUUGUCAGUUAAUUUAUCUUAUUGUCAAUUAAAUGAAGCUUUUUAAAAACCAA
This is a messenger RNA of Lepisosteus oculatus (spotted gar), 1215 nucleotides long. RefSeq names its product G-protein coupled receptor 4. Gene Ontology annotation, molecular function: G protein-coupled receptor activity. Lineage: Eukaryota; Metazoa; Chordata; Actinopteri; Semionotiformes; Lepisosteidae. Gene Ontology annotation, cellular component: membrane. The record is from RefSeq and is a predicted model, not a curated record. Gene Ontology annotation, biological process: G protein-coupled receptor signaling pathway.